Aureococcus anophagefferens is the source of this 1899-nucleotide messenger RNA. RefSeq lists its product as hypothetical. Bases 1 to 1899 code for a protein of 632 amino acids. The transcript is spliced from 2 exons. The record is from RefSeq and is a predicted model, not a curated record. Lineage: Eukaryota; Pelagophyceae; Pelagomonadales; Pelagomonadaceae. Gene Ontology annotation, molecular function: protein binding.
AUGGCGACGCGCAUCCAGGCGCAGUACCGCCGGCGCAACAUCUCCAUCCUGCUGACGGCGAACAAGACGAACGGCAUCGUCGGGAAAAUUUACGCGAAGCAGAUCCACAUGCUCGCCGCGAACGCGCGGUCCAUGACCAAGGCCGGCGACCAGGCGCUGCGCUUCGACGCGUUCUGCCUGCGCUACUUCAAGGGCAUGAGCGGCUCGACGGAGCGCGCCCUCGCGUACCUGAAGAUCUUCCUCAACUCCGUCGACGCGCUGUUGAGGGAGACGGACGCCGAGGGGCUCCCGCUGUCGCCGCGCAUCGCGGUCUUCGCGGAGAUGGUCGGUAUCGGCGUCGACACCUUCAACGGCCGCCUCUUCCACGAGUACGUCCUGAAGGUGCUCGCCGCGCUCUACACGGAGCGCGAGGCGAACGAGCUCCUCGCGGGCGUCGACGGCGACGCCGCGCCCGUGCCCGCGGCGAAGAUGCGCGCGGCGCUCUGGCAGGCCAUGCCGCCGGCGCUCCGCCAGUCCGACGCCGUCAAGGCGCGCAUCUCCCAGGCCGUCGACCGGGCGCUCGUCGCGCCGCGCUUCAAGCGCCUCGUCGACCCGGACCUGGCCAUGUACACGGCGCUCGACCUCUUCAAGGCCGCGGACCUGUGGCACGCGCUCCGCCGGAAGCGCGCCGCGCUCGUCAUCCAGGCCUACGGCCGGGUCUACGCGCAGCGCCGCCGCGAGAAGCGCGCCGCCGAGGAGCGGCUCUCGAGCUUCGGCGCGCGCCUCAUCAAGGACGCGCCCGCGAAGCCACCGGGCAGGGUCCCCAAGAAGCCGAGCAGCGCGGGCCGCAAGAAGCGGUCGCGGCCGUCGAGCCCCGGGGAGCGGCGGUCGCGGCCGUCGAGCCCCGAGGACGGCGACCCGCGGGCCGGCGCGCGCAAGGUGCUCGCGCCCAUCAAGGCGCCGAACGCGCCGAGCCCCAUCUCGCGGAAGCCGCGCGUCAAGUCGCCGAGCGGGUCCAUCGCCUCGUUCUGCGGCAUCACCAUCUCGCCGCGGAAGAAGCUCGACGAGGCCCUCUGGAUGGACCUCGAGCUCAACGGCGGCACGGACUCCCUCAUGUUCAACUCGAAGCUGCCCAAGUCGAAACGGCCCGCGGUGCUCUUCUCCGCGCUCGACUCAGCAAUGGCUCGUUGCGCGAUCCUGGUAGCUCUCGCCACGGUCGGCUCGGCGUGGCACGCGCCGUCGCCGCGCCGCGCCGUCCGGUUGCGCGCCGCCACCGACGAAGUCGUCGGCGACGCCGUCGCGCUGCCGGACGACGAGCUCUGCGACGUGCUCGCCGGCGACCCCAAGUUCCGGGCCCAGCGCGAGGGCCUGGGGUGCCUCGUCGUCGAGGGCGGCCUCCGCGACACGGGCAACCCGCGCGGGCGCCUCGUCCAGGAGUGCGAGGAGGCGGACAUGGGCCGCGACCUGAAGCGCCGCGGCGUCGUGCUGUCGCACGUCGAGGCGCUCGAGGCGAGCAACCCGACGCCGGAGCCGCUGGCCUCGCCGGACCUCAACGCGCGCUGGCGCCUCAUCUACACGACGUCGGACUCCAUCCUCGGCACGAACCGCAUGCGCCUCUUCCGGCCGCGGCCCCGCAUCCUGCAGCACGUGAACGCGGCCACGCUCGCGGCGUACAACGAGGAGUGGGUCCUCGGCGGCCUCCUGCGCAACUCCGUCAAGGCGACGCUCGAGCCCCGGGGCGACGGCCGCACGGUCGACGUCCAGUUCAAGCGCUUCGGCAUCGGUUGGCUGAAGAUCCCCGCGCCGAAAUCCGCGCGCGGCGUCCUCGAGACGACGUACCUCGACCCGGAGCUGCGCAUCUCCCGCGGCGACAAGGGCAACAUCUUCGUGCUCGUGCGCGACGGCACGUCGAAGGUGUAA